Molecule: messenger RNA, 3137 nt
Organism: Varroa destructor (honeybee mite)
Lineage: Eukaryota; Metazoa; Arthropoda; Arachnida; Mesostigmata; Varroidae
Molecular function (GO): ATP binding; nucleic acid binding; RNA helicase activity
Source: RefSeq, a predicted model, not a curated record
CAUAAUUUGGACCGUUUGCGGAUUAACCUGUGAACGAAAACAAUAGGGUAAACUGAGUUGUACAUCUCUCUGUUGACAAGGAGUAAUGGCUUCUAGAGGCCGAUUGCCGAAGCGUGUCGCGGAAGCCGACAGGACCCCGUCAGAAACUCCUAAAUCAUUAUCUUCCGGCAGUGUCCAGUCUGAUUUUGAGAAAAUGUCGCUCGAUAGUAUGCAAUCCGGCACGAGGCCUAAAGGAUCAACAGUCGAUACAGGUGACGAUUGGUACGUUCCUAAACCUGAUGACCACUAUGUACGGGCCGCUAAUGAAGAAAGAUCACAAAAUGCUGAUAACACUUCUUACGCUCCUGACCAUGAUGGCGGAUGUGAUUACGUUAACCCGAGGGGUGCGAUGUAUCAAAGUUCGUCGAGGAACAGCUACGAUCGAUACUACGAUACCGAUAAAAUGGAAAAACCGACAUCAAGAGAAGAUAGAGGAAGACCCACAAAAGAGCUAACGAAGAGUUAUGGAGGCGGCGGUUAUAACAGAAACGCGGAAAAUCGUCAAUACCCUUCUGUGCAACGUUGCGAAAAUUGCGAAGGCAAAGGUCAUGACGCUUCGCAAUGUCCUUCAGCGCCGAUGCAGCAACAUAUGAAUUUUCCAGCACCUUCAAACCGAUUUUACGAUAGUUCGCGUAAUUACCAUGGUGAAUCGAGGUCACGUGACGAUUCUAGCUGGGGCAGAUAUGGCUCCAGUUCAGGACAAUUUCAAAAUGAUCGUUACGAAAACAGAAAUGUUUAUCAACGAGACAACGAUGGCAGGUACCAUGGAAAUGACGAUUACAGACAAGCUAAACAUGACCACGGGGAGGAGAAUGCGUUGAACGUACAUCGGAGCAAUCAAGAAGGUCGCUUCUCAUCUCAGUUCCAGGAAAGAAUGGGUACGAACGACGAGAAUGCCCAAGCAAAACCGUACCGGAAGAAAAUUGAGGUGAAUGAAGCUAGUGCAAUAAGCCGAAAUCGAACGGGCACUAAUUUUAGCCGGUACGAGAAUAUUCAAGUCAAAGUGUUGGACCGAAACGGGAAGCCGGACCCUUCUUUUGAAAAGUUGAAACUGCGCUCAUUUGAAGAUGCUAAACUUGACCGCGAAUUGCUAAGCGUACUUCAAGCGAUGGACUUCAAGACGCCGACACCCGUGCAGAAGUAUGCCAUCCCAAUCAUCUUAGCCAACAAGGACAUUAUGGCAUGUGCUCAAACGGGUUCAGGGAAGACCGCAGCCUUCGUAUUGCCGUUGAUGCAGAUUAUCUUGCAGGAAAACCCGGAAAUACGUGAAGGCCCUCAGUCCCCAUUAGCAUUAAUUUUGGCGCCCACUCGGGAACUCGUGUGUCAGAUUACCGUAGACGCGAAACGGUAUGGGAUUCGCACGAAAAUACAGGUGAAGGAAUGUUAUGGAGGGACACACAUUGGCACCCAGAUUAGUAAUAUACGGGAAGGUUGCCAUAUACUCGUGGGUACUACAGGCCGUGUCAAAGAUUUCCUGAACAGGCGUGUAAUCAGUUUAGAGCGACUCAGAUUUCUCGUUUUCGACGAAGCUGAUCGUAUGUUAGACAUGGGGUUCUUAAAUGACAUCAAUACAAUUGGCAAUUAUUUUAAGUUAAAUAAUAUGAAGCCACAAACUCUCAUGUUUUCGGCAACUUUCAAACCAGACGUUCAAAACAUGGCAAAACAAUUUCUAGCUGAUGAUUACAUAAAACUUGAAGUCGGGUUAGUUGGUGGAGCUAAUGAAGACGUAAUUCAAGUUAUCGAAGCGAUUUCAGGCGUGGGCCAAAAGAAAGACCGUGUUCUUGAAAUCAUUCGAGCCGACCUCGCAGAAAAUCCUCUAGCAAAAAUCUUAGUCUUUAUUGAAACUAAAAGGUCCGCAGACUUCCUCGCAGCGUAUCUUUCGGAGAUGAAUUUGAAAACGACUUCAAUCCAUGGGAAUCGCUACCAAGGGCAGCGAGAACAGGCUCUUAUGGACUUUCAGUCGGGAGAUUGCGCCAUAUUGGUCGCCACGUCGGUCGCAGCUCGUGGACUGGAUAUUAGUGGUGUAACUCACGUAGUGAACUUCGAUAUGCCAAAAGAGGCGGAUGAAUACGUUCAUAGAGUAGGCCGGACAGGUCGUCUCGGCAAUCAAGGUCGAGCGACCGCAUUCUUUGAUUCGAGCCGUGACUUCGCAAUACAAGAACGGCUCAAGGAAAUCCUAAUGGACUGUGGUGCAGAAGUACCGGAUUUCCUGCGUUACUGAAUGUAGUGUCUUCUUUCGAUUCUGAUAUCUAUCAGUAAUUAAAAACCUGCAAUUAAUUUUGUUCCGAAAACAUCUGGGAUCUAAAGUUUUCUAAAUUAAAAAAUAGCAAUUUAUUCUUUACUGUAGAUUCUGGCUUAGUAACAAUAUGGAGUACAGAAAAAUUUCUAUCUAUACACUUCAUACAAUUUGCUAAGAAUCAGAUUUUUUUGAUUGGUUGUUCUAAUGUUAUAAACGCAUAUAUGUAUUCUUUUUCGUCGAAGUGUAUGACACGCUUGUUAUCGAGGUAAUUUUAUACUGAGUUUAUUAGACUCUUGAUAUCCUUAGAACAUGUAACAUGUGAGUCUUUUUCUUCUUAUUUGCAAUGCAGUGUCUUUUCUGUAUAUUAAAACCAGGGGAUAAACCGCUACCUAUCAUGCCGAAUAUUCAUUAACUUCAGAAAAUUUUUGUUUAUUCAGCCAUUUGAGGGCGAACCACAAGUAUCAAUCUUUGAAACUAUCUAAUAAACACCUCAAAUAUCAUUACAUUUAAUUGAAGGCUGAUCAACGCCAAAAUUCGGUGCAGGUUUAUUUUGGUUCCCAAAUCAAUAAAGGUUCUUGUUACAAAUUGUCGUCGCCAUCGAAUGCAAUGCGCUGUUUUUUUAUUUGCUUAACUAUGACUCUCUAUGAAAUUAAUAGCAACGAUGAAAAACCACACAAAAACGUUGGAAAAGUUUAGAACAGUCCGAAUUUGUUAUAGUCUUACCAUCCUUAAGAUAGUCGAUUAUAACGAGUUUUUGUAUUUUUCCAACGUGUAAUAAACACUCUAACUUCAGUCAUUGUACAAUUUUUUUGCCGAUUUCACGUUUCGUAUUCUUAUUUGAUCUAUAAACGCUGCUUUA